AUGCCAUUCUAUUCAAUGGAAAGUGGAGAAUCAUUCGGGGCAUUAAUGAAUCGAAAAAGAGCAAAUAAUGUUGGCGAUAAUUCAUCAUCAAAUUUUGACCAGAUGGAACUAGAAACAACUAACCAAAGAUAUUUCGAUUUCAAUCACGAUCCAAAAUUCCUGAGAAUGCGCCAAAAAAUUUUGAAUAAUAUGAAUAAUUCACUGCCUCUAAAUGUACUUGGUGUAAAAUAUCCAUAUUCCACUUAUUCGGAUAUGUAUGCUGGAUUUGAAAAGUAUUAUCGAAUCAUGGCAGAAAAUGGUGCAUAUUCAGAAUUAGGAUUUGAUACAAAUUUCAAAAGUGCCAGUGGACGACCACUCCUUAAAAAAGUAAUGCCGGUACUUGCUCAUAAUGUAAAUGCCGACAAAAACAAGACACAACGAUAUUUGGGAGGCAGACGAAUUGUCCUGACAAAUGGGCUAUCAAUGCAUAAAAUGAAUACUAGAGGACAUAGCAAUGGAGCAGUGCAAAAUAGACAAGCUAUGGCGAAUGGUCAAACUAGACAAACUAUGUUAAAUAAUAGGAAUAGACAAACUGCGGUGAAUGGACAAACUAAAGUGAAUGGUGGAUGUAAAGUUACUAGUAAACGAGAAGGAUGGAAAGCAGAUGAAUCAUUAAAAAAUUUGGACGACAAUAUAAUUAAUAUAAUUGAAGCUGAGAUUAUGUCAACACGUACAGACAUUCAGUGGGCCGAUGUAUCUGGCUUGGAACCUGCAAAAAAGGCACUCAAAGAAAUCAUUGUUCUUCCGUUUCUCAGACCUGAUAUUUUCAAAGGCAUACGUGCACCUCCUAAAGGCGUAUUACUUUUCGGACCACCUGGUACUGGAAAAACGAUGAUUGGACGAUGUGUUGCAUCACAAUGUAAAGCAACGUUUUUCAAUAUAGCUGCAUCUUCCAUUACAUCAAAGUGGGUUGGUGAAGGUGAAAAACUUGUCCGGGCCCUUUUUGCAAUAGCACGGGUUUUGCAGCCUUCCGUGGUUUUUAUUGACGAGAUUGAUUCUUUGCUUACAAGUCGGAGUGAGAGUGAGCACGAGUCAUCAAGACGAAUAAAGACUGAGUUUCUUAUUCACUUGGAUGGUGUUGCAACCACCUCCGAUGAAAGAAUUCUUAUUUUAGGAGCUACAAAUAGGCCCCAGGAAUUAGAUUCGGCUGUUAAACGUCGUUUUGCUAAACGAUUGUACAUUGGCUUACCAUGUGAUGCUGCCAGAAUACAAAUGAUUCAGUUACUUCUCAGUGACCAGAAACACAAUCUUUCCGAUGACGAUGUACAGCACGUGGCGGAAUUAACGAAUGGUUAUUCGGGUGCAGAUAUGAAGCAACUGUGUUCCGAGGCGGCGAUGAUUCCAGUUCGCAAUAUUGUGGAUUCGUCGUCACUCGAUAUUGCUUCAAUAAGCGCUGACGAUAUUCGGCCAAUCUCUUUUUCCGAUUUCGAAACAGCACUGCAUUUUGUUCGUCCAACAGUUGUUGAAAAGGAUCUCGAAGGAACAGUUGUAGUUCCUCUCAAAACUUUUAAAGAAGACUCGAGUAGUUCCGCAGCUCGAUUCAAGUACAUAUUCUUUGCCAGUUCACCAUCGUUGUGUUUUGCGCUGACAUUAUUAAGCAAUGCACAUGAAGUUGCAAAAAUAUGUGGCAAAACAGCUGCUGAGCGAUUUGUUACGUUUAAAAUUUCAUGUCAAAAAUUGAAUGGACUACUUCGACUGAAAGAAAUUGAUGCAGAGCUCGAAACAUGUACAGAUCUUCAAAAGAGAAAUACUCUGAUGGAUUCACAUUCUGACUUAGUGGAGCUUAUUGAUCUUUUGACCGAAAAUGAAACAACCUCAGUGACUGAACAAGAUUUUAAUGAAACUCGCACUAACGCUGACUUACAAGAUUCCAGUCAAUUAAUUGGAAUGCACUGCUUUGCACCAUACAGUCGAAUUGUUGAUCAAGCAGUGCAUUUACAUGACGCCGUCAUUUUAGAUUUUGUUGAAAAUUCAAAUGAGGAAGAGGAUGAUAUGAAGGUCAGAGUAUUAUAUGGUCAUCCUCUUGAAGCAGCAAUGAAGCCUUGUGAAUAUUUUCUUAACGACCGCUGUAAUUAUGGGAAUGAAUGUCGUUUUUCGCAUGGUGAAGAAGUUUCGUUUUCAACCCUUCAAGAAUAUCAACAACCUGAUAUUUCGAUGGUACGAGAAAACUCUCUUGUACUCGUAUUGGGUGGAAAUAAGUUAUGGAGCAGUGCUCGAGUUACUGCUAUAGAUGGUGAAAAAUUGGCCGUUCGGUUACUGCUUACUGGAAAAGAAAUUGCUGUGGAUCAAAAUAAAAUUUAUCCAAUCCCGCAAGUAGUUAAUGACGCUGAAGAUGAAGUUUCUACCGAAGAUUUAGCAACAACUUCAUGGAAAGAAUAUAAGCAGGAAAGGCGUGGAAAUGUUACCAUUGGUGAUAUCGGUGAUUGGGAAAAGCAUACACGUGGUAUCGGGAUGAAGCUACUGCUGAAAAUGGGUUAUCGAGCUGGUGAAGGGCUUGGUAGAAGAUCCGAUGGCAUUGUGCAUGCAAUUCAACCAGUAAUUUUUCCCAAAAAUAAAUCAUUGGAUAUUUGUAUGGAAGCGAAGAACAGAAGAGUGGUGGAUGGGAUGAAAUCUCGUCAACAACAGGUGAGACAGACAAUCGCGAAAAAGUUGAAAGCUGCUGAACAGCCAGUUGAUGUUUUCGAAUUAUUGAAUGAUACAUUAAAUAAAGCUUCAGCAGCAGAAGAGCAAAACGAUAAAGUAAAGGAGAUGGAAAGAUUACAGAAUUGUUCCUCAACAACUCUUGGUAUUCAAGCAUUAGAUUUGAAUAAGAAAUUAAAGGAGUUGAAAGAUAGAGAACGUAAACUGCGUGAAGGUGUUGCGCGUAAUCAACGUGAUGCUGCUACAGCCAAUAAGUUGAAGAAAAAUUUAUUAAAAUGUCGCGAUGAAAUACAACAACUAUUGAAUCAACAGCGGCGACUUAGCGACUUGAUGGACAGUCGAAGAAAAAAGAAAGAUAUCUUUUGA
Molecule: messenger RNA, 3045 nt
Organism: Acanthocheilonema viteae
Lineage: Eukaryota; Metazoa; Nematoda; Chromadorea; Rhabditida; Onchocercidae
Source: the annotation of a GenBank genome assembly